AUGUCGAUACAAUUCCAACACCCGUUCCAAGAAUCCCAGUUCGAUAUCUUCGACUGGUAUCCCAAGUUUCAGUCCUGCCAACGCUAUUUCCUCGAUCACGCUCAGUUCAGUGGCCCGGUUCAAGCCGUAGGCGCUCUUGUGAACAUCCUAUUGCCAUUUCAAAAACCCUCUCCGCCUUCUCCUACGCCUACUCGCUCCGCUCCUCCGCCAGCCACCUCCGCUCGAGCGACGGGAGCUGUCCCUGGCCCUCAAGUUAGCCUGGUUCCCUAUAUUCGCCGUCUCGUCGUUACUGGCUUCGACUCCCCUGCCGUCCUUCAUGGGUUCUUCGGAGAUGACUGGCUUCAAGGUAUCGGCGCUGUGCACGAGACCGAGCGCAGGAACUUCCUGUUCGCAGCAAAGAGCGACAGCUGGCUGGGAGUCAAGUCACAUUACGACAUGGCCGACGGUCAAACCGUUCCGUUCCUGCGACCCCUUCAACACGUCACUGAGGAGGAGAUCCGAGGCGCAGAGUCGAACUGGAGCGAGUGGUUAGCCAUGCAAGAUUGGAUGUUGGGCCCUCGGGCUCCUCAUGACGUUAGCGAGGGUCGUGUGAGGGUGAAGAGUGAACGUGAUUAA
Molecule: messenger RNA, 615 nt
Organism: Ilyonectria robusta
Lineage: Eukaryota; Fungi; Ascomycota; Sordariomycetes; Hypocreales; Nectriaceae
Exons: 2
Coding region: 1-615 (204 amino acids)
Source: RefSeq, a predicted model, not a curated record